GUGAGCCUGCAUAUGGCCUGCAUGCAGUAUUGUGCAGGAGCAGACUCCCCGCAGGGAUCCCCAGGGUUACACACACUGCUGUUUAGAUGGCUGACAGAAAGGAGUAACUUGGUGAACGGUGCUGCAAACACUCUGGGAUCAUCUAGCAAGUGUCUCGGGCACUUAUUACGAUAACAUGGAGCAAGAAUUUGAAGACAUUGAUUCGUCCGGGAGAUGGCAAAACCUUUACAAUGAGAUCCGUAACCAAGCCAGCGAAUAUCCUUACAAAGUGGCAAAACUCCCAAUGAAUCGGAAUUUGAACCGCUACAGAGACGUCAGCCCAUUCGAUCACAGUCGGGUCAAACUUGAAAACUCUGAAAAUGACUACAUCAAUGCAAGUUUAGUCAUGAUGGAGGAAGCCCAAAGAGCUUAUAUUCUGUCUCAGGGGCCUCUAAGGAAUACCUGUGGUCAUUUCUGGCUAAUGAUUUGGGAGCAGUGUUCCAAAGCUGUUCUAAUGCUCAACAGAAUCAUUGAAAAGGGAUCUGAAAAGUGUGCACAGUACUGGCCCACCUCAGAGGAGCAUCCAAUGUCUUUCACUGACACAGGGUUUGUGGUCAGGCUGCUCUCAGAGGAAGACCAAUCCUAUUACACAAUACGGGUGCUAGAACUACAAAACACAAUGGUGAGCAUGAGAAGCAGUCUAUAA
Notothenia coriiceps (black rockcod) is the source of this 685-nucleotide messenger RNA. RefSeq names its product tyrosine-protein phosphatase non-receptor type 1-like. The coding region runs from base 176 to 685 and encodes 169 amino acids. Lineage: Eukaryota; Metazoa; Chordata; Actinopteri; Perciformes; Nototheniidae. Gene Ontology annotation, cellular component: cytoplasm; nucleus. Gene Ontology annotation, biological process: negative regulation of receptor signaling pathway via JAK-STAT; peptidyl-tyrosine dephosphorylation; negative regulation of ERK1 and ERK2 cascade. The transcript has 5 exons. The record is from RefSeq and is a predicted model, not a curated record. Gene Ontology annotation, molecular function: protein kinase binding; non-membrane spanning protein tyrosine phosphatase activity.